Messenger RNA from Nicotiana tabacum (common tobacco), 708 nucleotides. Lineage: Eukaryota; Viridiplantae; Streptophyta; Magnoliopsida; Solanales; Solanaceae. The record is from RefSeq and is a predicted model, not a curated record.
AUGGUCACAGUCAGGACCAUUAUCAGCGUAGCUGCUGCCAAGGGCUGGAUUUUAUAUCAAAUGGAUGUUAGCAAUUCCUUCCUACAAGGAGAUCUCUAUGAAGAAGUUUAUAUGCAGUUGCCUCAGGGAUUUCAUAAGCAGGGGAAGUUCUUAAUCAAUGAUGUUACGACAAUUCUACAUAGCAAGUUCAAAGUUAAGGACUUAGGCCAACUAAGAUAUUUUCUGGGAAUUGAGGUCUCAAGGUCAAAAAAGAGGAUCUUACUCAAUCAAAGAAAGUAUGCUUUGGAAUUAAUUUCAGAGAUAAGCUUAAGUGGUGCAAAGCCAGUUGCAACUCCUAUAGAGUUGAAUCAAAAACUAACAACUGUAGAGUAUGACACAUGUAUUGGGAAGACAGGAGAUUCAGAGUUAAAAGAUAAUUCAGCAUAUCAAAGAUUAAUAGGGAGGCUGUUAACUAUCACCAGGCCUGACAUAAGUUUUGCAGUACAAACUUUGAGUCAAUUCAUGCAAAAGCCCAAAAAGUCACACAUGGAGGCAGCAUUGAGAGUGGUGAGGUAUAUCAAAGGAGCACCAGGCAUGGAGUUAUUGAUGGAAGCAGGAGCCAUUGAUCAUCUAAGCGCAUAUUGUGAUUCAGAUUGGGCAUCAUGCCUCAAUACAAGGAGAUCUGUAACAGGUUAUGUCGUGAAACUAGGUAAUUCUUUAAUAUCAUAG